AUGUCUGGCCCUGCGGCCAUUGACGAUAGCACGGGAGAAGCAAGCUCUUAUGCAGAGAGAACAAAAUCACUUGAUGCCAUUUCCAAAGAAGACAGAGAAUCCAUAUUAAAUAAUGGCGAAGCUGCUCAUACUUCUGAAAUUGCUGCCUUUAGAGUCAGGGAGCUAUUACUUCCAAAUAAGGAAUCCUAUUCGGGGCCGGUGCUUGGCAACAUCCCCGAGGGUAGGGGAAGGUAUGCCUGGUCAGAUGGCUGCAUAUACGAGGGUGAGUGGAGACGGGGGAUGAGACAUGGGAGUGGAAAAAUUAUUUGGCCUUCAGGUGCCAUUUAUGAGGGAGAAUUUUCAGGUGGAUAUAUGCAUGGUACGGGGACUUACAUUGGAUCAGAUAAGAUGACAUAUAAAGGGCGAUGGCGGUUGAAUCUCAAACAUGGUCUGGGUUAUCAAGUUUAUCCUAAUGGAGAUGCCUUUGAAGGCUCUUGGAUCCAGGGAAUGCCCGAAGGGCCUGGAAAGUAUACAUGGGUAAAUGGAAAUGUUUAUCUAGGAAAUAUGAAAGGAGGGAAGAUGUCCGGGAAAGGAACUCUCACUUGGACAAAUGGGGACUCAUUUGAAGGAAGCUGGUUGAAUGGAAUGAUGCAUGGAUUUGGAGUCUACACAUGGAGUGAUGGAGGCUUCUAUGUUGGCACUUGGACCCGGGGUUUAAAGGAUGGUAAAGGGUCAUUUUAUCCAAAAGGCAGCAGACUUCCAGCAGUAGAAGAACUUUACCUAAAUGCUUUGAGGAAACGAGGGCUCUUACCAGAUUUAAGAAAACAGAACAAUGCACAUAUCCAUCAUGCUACUUCAGUGGAUAUGGGAAAUUCAAAGAUUGGAGAGAGCCAGGGAUCUCAUCUUGUUUCUGCUGAUAAACUCUCUAACAGAAAUCUGUUAAAUUUGGAGCCGUCUCAUAGAAAUGUUUCCUUGGAAAGGCGUUGGAGCCUUGAGGUAUCUUUUGAAAAAGUGAUUGGACGUGAUUCAUUAGAGGGUGGAGAAAAAGAUGAUGGGACAGGGAUUCCAAUCUUGGAACGAGAAUAUAUGCAAGGUGUCUUAAUCAGCGAGUUAGUAAUGAAUAAUAGCUUUACAUCAUCAUCUAGAAGGGCAAAACGGCGACAAAAGAAACUAGCAAAAGUAGUGAAGAGACCUGGUGAAGCAAUCAUUAAAGGUCAUAGGAGCUAUGAUCUAAUGCUCAGUUUGCAGCUUGGUAUAAGGUAUACUGUUGGGAAGAUUACACCUAUACAAAGGAGAGAAGUCCGGGCAUCAGAUUUUGGCCCUCGGGCAAGUUUUUGGAUGAAUUUUCCUAAAGACGGCUCUCAAUUGACACCACCUCAUCAAUCGGUAGAUUUUAGGUGGAAAGACUAUUGCCCAAUGGUCUUCAGGAAUUUAAGGGAGAUGUUCAAGAUUGAUGCUGCUGAUUACAUGAUGUCUAUUUGUGGAAAUGAUGCUCUCAGAGAACUUUCUUCUCCUGGAAAAAGUGGUAGUGUGUUUUUCCUUUCUCAAGAUGAUCGUUUCAUGAUUAAGACACUCCGGAAAUCUGAAGUUAAGGUUCUUCUACGGAUGCUUCCAAGUUAUCAUCAUCACGUAAGGUCAUAUGAGAACACACUCAUCACAAAAUUCUUUGGUCUUCAUAGGAUUAAACCUUCAAGUGGUCAAAAGUUCCGCUUUGUAGUGAUGGGAAACAUGUUCUGCACAGAGUUAAGAAUACAUAGACGAUUUGAUUUGAAAGGUUCAUCCCUUGGUCGUUCUGCAGAUAAGAUUGAAAUUGACGAAAACACAACACUAAAGGACUUGGAUUUAAACUACUCCUUUUAUUUGGAACCUUCUUGGCGAGAGGCUUUGUUGAAUCAGAUUGAGAUUGACAGUAAAUUUCUGGAGGCACAGCACAUUAUGGAUUACAGCCUUCUCAUGGGAGUGCAUUAUAGAGCCCCCCAACAUCUGCGGUCUUUCAUGACCUACAAUAGAAGCACAACAGCUGAUGGAUUAGAAAUACUCGCAGAGGAAGAGACCCUGGAGGACGAAAUCUCCAAUUACCCACAAGGCCUUGUUUUAAUCCCUCGUGGAACAGAUGAUGAUAGCGUUGUUGUGGGUCCUCACGUCAGAGGUAGCCGACUGAGAGCAUCAUCUGCUGGUUAUGAGGAAGUGGAUCUCCUUUUACCUGGUACAGCAAGACUCCAAAUCCAGCUGGGUGUGAACAUGCCAGCAAGGGCAGAGCAGGUUCCUGGGGAGGAGCAGAUAUUUCCUGAAGUAUAUGAUGUUGUGCUAUAUCUUGGGAUCAUUGAUAUAUUGCAAGACUACAGCAUGGGCAAGAAGAUUGAACACGCUUACAAAUCUCUUCAGUUUGAUUCCUUGUCCAUCUCUGCCGUGGACCCUACGUUCUAUUCCCAUCGCUUCUUGGAAUUCAUUCGGAAGGUGUUCCCUCCAAAUGCUUUAACAAGAUAA
This is a messenger RNA of Prunus armeniaca (apricot), 2466 nucleotides long. Lineage: Eukaryota; Viridiplantae; Streptophyta; Magnoliopsida; Rosales; Rosaceae. The record is from the annotation of a GenBank genome assembly.